Messenger RNA from Salvelinus sp. IW2-2015, 599 nucleotides. RefSeq names its product nucleobindin-1-like. Gene Ontology annotation, cellular component: extracellular exosome; endoplasmic reticulum-Golgi intermediate compartment. Gene Ontology annotation, molecular function: calcium ion binding. The record is from RefSeq and is a predicted model, not a curated record. Lineage: Eukaryota; Metazoa; Chordata; Actinopteri; Salmoniformes; Salmonidae.
UUCGGCUGCGACGCAACAAAAAAAAAAAAUCGGAAAGCUUUCGGUAAAGAAAGUAACGUUAGCUGGCUAAUACAACGGGCAAGAAUUAGCCACCGAUCAACAAGUAACGGAGGAUGAACCUGGAUCCUGGCUGGCUGCUGCUCCUAUCCAUGUCUCUGGAGGUUUGGUCAGUGCCCCUCGACCGCAAUGCAACCCCCCAGGAAGCACAGCCUCCCCAGGAGGACAAACAGGAAGAUAAUGUGGACACAGGCCUAUACUAUGACCGGUAUCUGAGAGAGGUGAUUGAGGUGCUGGAGACAGAUCCCCACUUCAGAGAGAAACUCCAGACUGCCAACACAGAGGACAUCAAGAAUGGUCGUCUCAGUAAGGAGCUGGACCUUGUGGGGCACCAUGUUAGAACUCGUCUGGAUGAGCUGAAGAGACAGGAGGUGUCUCGCCUCAGGAUGCUGCUCAAAGCCAAACUGGACAGCACCAACACACAGAGUUUACAGAUGGACCAUGCCUCUCUGUUGAAGCAGUUUGAACACCUGGAUCCACACAAUCAGAACACCUUUGAGGCCAAAGACCUUGAGCUGCUCAUCUCAACGGUAAUGCAGUGA